Molecule: messenger RNA, 1278 nt
Organism: Galleria mellonella (greater wax moth)
Lineage: Eukaryota; Metazoa; Arthropoda; Insecta; Lepidoptera; Pyralidae
Gene: Ostgamma
Product: tumor suppressor candidate 3
Exons: 7
Coding region: 122-1120 (332 amino acids)
Cellular component (GO): oligosaccharyltransferase complex
Source: RefSeq, a predicted model, not a curated record
UGUCAAUGUCAAACAGGGGUUUGAGCGAACACGUCAUUUAAUUGUUUUUUUUUUACCUAUUAAAUUUUCAUAUUGGAAAAAAGAUUUUAAAUAUUAAAUUAAAUCUUACUUAAACUUUACUAUGAAGUACAAAGUUUUGUUAUGUUUUACUGUGUUCCUAGUUUACUAUGGUGGAGAGGCGCAAACUCGCACAAAAGGGCUGGAUGAGAAAGUACAGCAAUUAACCGAUUUAACAGCAAAGAAGAGUAUAAUUUCAUUGAAUCUUAGCAAGUUUAAAGAAUAUGUAAAGAGUCCGCCGAGAGAUUAUUCUUUCAUAGUGAUGUUCACUGCCAUGGCUCCCUCUCGACGUUGCACUAUUUGCCAACACGUCUAUGAGGAGUACUUAAUUGUAGCUAAUUCGUUUAGAUUCGCGCCAUCCUAUAACAACAAGCUGUUCUUUGGUAUGGUAGAUUUUGAUGAAGGAUCUGAUAUUUUCCAAAUGCUUCGCCUCAACACAGCACCAGUAAUCAUGCAUUUUCCUGCUAAAGGCAAGCCAAAACCAGCUGACUCUAUGGACUUUGAAAGGGCUGGAAUUCAUGCAGAGGCUAUAGCAAAGUGGAUUCAAGACAGAACAGAUGUCCAGAUUCGUGUUUUCCGCCCGCCAAAUUACUCUGGAGCUGUAGCAUUCUUUAUGCUCUUCACCCUCGUUGCUGGUUUCCUGUACCUUCGCCGUAACAACCUAGAAUUCCUCUACAACAAGCAAAUGUGGGCAGUGGCCGCAGUUUUCUUCUGUUUCGCCAUGGUCUCUGGCCAAAUGUGGAACCAAAUUAGAGGGCCACCAUUUUACCACAGGACCAAAAACGGUCCCGUCUACAUCAAUGGUGGAUCUCAUGGGCAAUUUGUGUUAGAGAGCUACAUUGUAGCUAUUUUGAACUGCGCUGUUGUCAUAGGCAUGAUCCUAAUGAUAGAAGCAGCGGGAGGCGUUAAAAACACGGAAGUGUCACGCACACAAACCGAAGGCAAGAGAAGGAGGUUCCAGUCAGUUGUGGGUUUGGUUGUAGUUUGCGUGUUCUUCUCACUGCUGUUGUCCGUAUUUAGAGCUAAAACCCAGGGCUAUCCUUACAGCUUCCUGUUCAAAUAGGUGUUUUCCAAUUUAAAUAUUUUUACGAGGUUUGUCCGGAAAGUACGUAUAAAAGUUUUUUAAAAAUUUUAUUUUACAAUUAUUCAGGUAAAUCAAUUUUAUCCCCUUCAAAGUACUCCCCCUGUGACAUAAUGCACUUGUGCCAACGCCGUUUCCAC